CUUCUCCAUUCGAUACCCAUCAUCCCCUCUCCUCCCCUCUAUUUUCCUCGCCGCCCAUUCUCUCUCCUCUUCUCUUCUCUCCUCUCGUUCUCCGCCCUCCCCGACGGCGGCCGGCCACCGCCACUGGCCCACCUCCUGCGGCGAGAUCUACUCGGCGGCGCUGCCCUCCUCGGCGGCGAGCCCUCCUCAAGAUCGCAAGGUCUUAUCAAUGUUAAUGGACAUGGAAUAUGUUGCUUGAUCAAGUAUUGAAGGGUUCUAGAUCUUGUUUCUUUAUCAAUUAGCAAAGUCAAAGUUAAUUAGAUAAUAAAUAUAGUCUAUAGAAACAAUGGAGAUACAAACUUCUGGGAAACCUAUUGAUACCUUGGUAGAGAAGGUGCUCAGCAUGAAUAUCCUUUCUUCUGAUUAUUUCAAAGAGCUUUACAGAUUGAAGACUUACCAUGAAGUUAUAGAUGAAAUCUAUAAUCAAGUUGAUCAUGUGGAACCAUGGAUGACUGGCAACUGUAGAGGUCCUUCCACAGCAUUUUGUCUUCUCUAUAAAUUUUUUACCAUGAAACUCACUGUCAAACAAAUGCAUGGACUACUGAAACACCCUGAUUCUCCAUAUAUUAGGGCUAUUGGCUUCCUCUACUUGCGAUAUGUGGCAGAUCCAAAGACAUUGUGGACUUGGUGUGAACCCUACAUCAAAGAUGAUGAGGAAUUCUCUCCUGGGUCUAAUGGUCGGAUGACAACCAUGGGGGUAUAUGUACGUGAUCUUCUUCUUGGACAGUACUACUUUGAUACUCUUUUCCCCCGUGUGCCUGUCCCAAUCCUGCGCCAAAUUGUCUCCAAUCUGGAGAAGAUGAAGCUCCCCACCAAGACCUCUGGGGCUACUGGAGAGUCCACUCGUCAUGGCUCAGAUGAUACUGCUCGUCGCCCUCCUUCUGUGAAAGCUUCUUUGUCAGUCUCUUUUGGUCAGCGUGCUCCACAUCGUGCAUCCACCAGGGACUCAUCCCCAGUCCGAAGGACCUUACCAACUGUGCACGAAAGAAGCGACAGCGAGGACCUUCGAAGAUCAUCCCCUAGUAAUCGUCGCAGUCACAGUCGUGAAAGACCUGAACGAGAUCAUUCAGAUCGGGACCGGGACCGAGACCGAGAUCGGGACCGAGACCGGGACCGGUAUCGGAACCGGGAACGAGAUAGGAGGCAUGAAUAUGAUCGACAUGGUGAUCAUGACAGUAGAGAUAGGGACUCUCUCCGGUCCAGAUAUUCAGAGAGGGAUAGUGGGAGGCGGGAUCAUGAAAGGAGUGUGCGGGACACUGACCGACACAGACAUUCGAGCUCUCGUCGGAGUAGAAGCAGGAGCAGGAGCCGAAGUCGGAGCAGGAGCAGGAGCCGGAGUGUGCAAAUCCGUGGUGCAAACUCUGACCAUCGCCCUAGUCCAUUGAGAGAUGGAAGCAAAGAGAAGACAGCUAGUGUUUCAAGCAAUCUGGCAAAGCUGAAGGAUUUAUAUGGUGAUGGUAGUGACAAGCAAAGUGAAGGUACUGAAAGGCUUCGUAGGGAUACAGGCACUGAAGAGGUGAUCAGAUUGGGGGGGUCUUCUUGGAGGUAAAGCAAAGUACUUAAAUGGAAUGAGCUGGUUUUGUAUGAUAAUUUUCGACCAUUACCUAUGGACAUAAUGAAAAUUUGAUGGUGGAUUUGCUUUCGUUCUGCAUGAUCCACUGGUAUGUUCAAGGGUAAAAGGUUCAAGAAGGCACCGGAGGCUCUCAACAUGGAAAAAAAGGCUCCUCCCCUAGUUAAGGGCAUGAACUUUCAUACUCUUGUAUCGACCUUUAUAUAUAUAUUUUUUAUGGGGUGAACAUGAUGGCUUACAGGUAGCUUUUAGAAAGGGCUAUUUGCAGGCAUUGGUACUUUUAUUCAUUUUGGGUACUUCAUUAAGAACAUGUUGCUUUGCUUCCUGCUUCUGCUUGAUAGGCUGGUUUCUGUCACUUGUAAUUUGUGUAACUGAUGAAUCCUCUCUCAGAUUUUCUUCCCCAUGCUGUGAUUUUUAACUCCAAUACUAUUGCUAUUAAGUUGCUAAUUA
Messenger RNA from Phoenix dactylifera (date palm), 2059 nucleotides. It is a transcript of the gene ATSRL1, whose product is annotated as PRP38 family protein. Lineage: Eukaryota; Viridiplantae; Streptophyta; Magnoliopsida; Arecales; Arecaceae. The record is from RefSeq and is a predicted model, not a curated record.